GUUGACUGUCGAGACGUUUACUGAUUGGAGCUUAUUUUAUCUCAUUGAUAAGCGCUUCACAAAUUCUGUUUUUCCUAUUUUCCAAGUUCUCUUCACUAAAUCUUCUCAGUUGCAACUUGUACACAAUGACACUCUUACCUCGUGCUUCUGGAGAGUUUAUUGUAAAACGUGCUAAAUCCAUUAAAAUUAACAAUGCCGGUAUCGAUAAGUUGUGCCGGGCAGUGCUGGAGGGGUUAAUGACGAAGGAAAUUGAUGUGGAAAAUUUCUCUCAGCAUGAAUUUCACCCCAAGCCCAGUGAUCCCCAAUGUCUCAAUUGGCUAUUCCUCAUUGAUACGCUAAAUUUCUGUUUCUGGACACCGGGAGAUGCGACAAAGUGGCGAGUUCAAGGUCAAACUGGGUAUUUUGCACUGUGUGCAGCUAUUAAUCGUGCACGGAAGACUGGUGCGGAUGAUGAUAUUGUGAAUCCCAAAUACUACAGUCAAUUGACCAAGGAAGCCCUCGAGGAGAUUCUCAGAUGUGAUGAUGGGCAAACAAAGGUCCCCUUACUGGAUGAUCGAGUGAAGUGCCUAAAGGAAGUCGGAGUGAAACUCUUGGAAAAGUAUAAUGGGAAUUUUGAGAAUUGUGUAAAGGAGUGCGGAAAGUCAGCACAGAAACUGCUGAAGCUUAUUGUUGAGGAGUUCCCGUGCUUUAGGGAUGAAGCAACAUAUGAAGGACAACAAGUGGCGAUCUACAAAAGAGCUCAGAUCCUCAUUGGUGACAUAUGGGCAUGCUACAGGGGAGAGGGACUCGGAGAAUUUACAGAUAUUGAAACUAUUACCAUGUUUGCUGACUAUAGAGUACCUCAGGUUCUUGUACACUUUGGUGCCUUGGAAUACAGCGAUGAUCUAAUGAAAAGUCUCAAAUCUGAUGAAAUUCUCGAAAAUGGUUCAGCUGAGGAAGUUGAAAUUCGCGGAGCAUCAAUCUACAUUGUGGAGGAGCUCAAAGAUAGAGUUAUUGACCAGAUAAAGAGUCAAAAACUCAAUAUUUCACUUAAAAAUAUCAACUCUGUCCUCCUGGAUCACUUCCUCUGGGACUAUCGACGUCGUCAUGCUGCUGAGCUUGAGUACAUCCCCUUCCAUAAGACAUUCAGUGUAUAUUAUUGAGAAAGUUGUCAUUGAUAUUGCUGCAUUUGCUGAUCUACCUCAACGUUUGAGAUUUAUUUUUGCUUUAUUCCCAGUUUUUGUACAAGAUAAUCAACAAAAUGUUACAUUUUGUAUAGAAAUUUGCAACAUUUUAUUGCUUUAAUUGAAUAAAAAAGUGAAACAAAAACA
Lutzomyia longipalpis is the source of this 1310-nucleotide messenger RNA. Its product is annotated as queuosine salvage protein. NCBI's taxonomy places the organism in Eukaryota, Metazoa, Arthropoda, Insecta, Diptera, Psychodidae. The record is from RefSeq and is a predicted model, not a curated record. Bases 126 to 1142 code for a protein of 338 amino acids. The transcript has a single exon.